CUGGGGUGGGGCUGGGAGGGUAGACUGCUGGGGGCGGCGCAUCCAGCCCCGGGCUGGGGGCCCAAAGUGCUCGGCCCCUGGGCGCAGCCGGACGAUCGGGGGCCUUCUUUCCGCAGGGGACAGCCUGACUGGGGAAAUGGUGUCUCUCGGCCACCUCUUCGUUUUCUGUGUGGGUCUCCUCGCCAUGGCCAACACAGAAGCUCCACAGGAACACGACCCAUUCACCUAUGACUACCAGUCCCUGCGGAUUGGGGGCCUCAUCAUCGCCGGGAUCCUCUUCAUCCUGGGUAUCCUCAUCGUCCUGAGCAGAAGGUGCCGGUGCAAAUUCAACCAGCAGCAGAGGACUGGGGAACCUGAUGAGGAGGAGGGAACUUUUCGCAGCUCCAUCCGCCGUCUGUCCACCCGCAGGCGGUAGAAACACCUGGCGCGAUGGAACCCAGCCAGGAUUCCCCUGGCACCUGACACCUCCCACCCACCACCCGCGCGCCCACCGCCACCAGGACUGCCUCUUCCCGAACCCCGCCCCACAGACUCCUCUCGGCAACCCAGACUUCCAAUAAAACGUGCUUUCUCUCUUGACA
This is a messenger RNA of Ceratotherium simum simum (southern white rhinoceros), 581 nucleotides long. RefSeq names its product FXYD domain containing ion transport regulator 1 (gene FXYD1). Gene Ontology annotation, molecular function: sodium channel regulator activity. Gene Ontology annotation, cellular component: membrane. Gene Ontology annotation, biological process: regulation of sodium ion transmembrane transporter activity; monoatomic ion transport. NCBI's taxonomy places the organism in Eukaryota, Metazoa, Chordata, Mammalia, Perissodactyla, Rhinocerotidae. The record is from RefSeq and is a predicted model, not a curated record.